Molecule: messenger RNA, 1175 nt
Organism: Blastocystis hominis
Lineage: Eukaryota; Bigyra; Opalinata; Blastocystidae
Exons: 2
Coding region: 15-1145 (376 amino acids)
Source: RefSeq, a predicted model, not a curated record
GUACUCUCUACAAAAUGUCACAAACUACUCUCGUCAUUGAUAACGGAUCUGGAAUGGUGAAGGCUGGUUUCGCCGGAGAAGACAAGCCUCGCUGUGUGUUCCAGUCUAUUAUUGGACGUCAUAAGUCGACCACCGUGCACGUUGCCGGUGAUACGAAGGACUAUUACAUUGGCGAUGAGAUCAAUUCUCGUCGUGGAAUUCUGAACUUGAAGUAUCCCAUUGAGCACGGAAUUGUGACCAACUGGGACGAUAUGGAGAAGAUCUGGCACCACACCUUCUACAAUGAGCUGCGUGUUGCUCCUGAUGAACAUCCCGUGCUUCUGACCGAGGCUCCUUUGAAUCCUAAGGCGAACAGAGAGCGUAUGACUCAGAUUAUGUUCGAGACGUUCAACGUGCCUGCCAUGUACAUUCAGAUUCAGGCUGUGCUGUCUCUGUACGCCGCUGGUCGUACCACGGGUUGCGUGAUUGACUCUGGUGACGGUGUCUCGCACACUGUCCCCAUUUUCGAGGGCUACACGCUUCCUCACGCGAUCAUGCGUAUGGAUCUGGCUGGUCGUGAUCUGACGGAGGCGAUGCAGACGAUGCUGACCGAGCGCGGUCUGCAGCUGACGUCCUCUUCGGAGAAGGAGAUCGCUCGCGACAUUAAGGAGAAGCUGUGCUACGUGGCUCUGGACUUCGACAAGGAGCUGAAGGACUCGCAGAACUCGAGCAAGCUGGAGCGAUCGUACGAGAUGCCGGAUGGCAAGGUGAUUCAAAUCAACAGCGAGCGCUUCCGUGUGCCCGAGAUUCUGUUCAACCCGUCGCUGGCGGGCCGCGAGCUGUCGGCGAACGGCAUCCACGAUGCGGUGUACCAGACGAUCUCGAAGUGCGACGUGGAUCUGCGUCGCGAUCUGUACAACAACGUGGUGCUGUCGGGAGGCACGACCUUCUUCGAUGGAAUGGGAGACCGAAUGCAGAAGGAGCUCACCGCGCUGGUGCCGUCGAGCAUCAAGGUGCGCGUGAUCGCCUCGCCGGACCGAAAGUACAUGGUGUGGAUUGGAGGAGGCAUGCUGGCGCAGCUGUCGUCGUUCCAGGAUUGCUGGAUCACCAAGGAGGAGUAUGAUGAGUCGGGAGCCGAGAUUGUGCACAGAAAGUGCGUGUCGUAACGUGGAAGACGAGUGUAGAGGAAAGGAUGU